This is a messenger RNA of Acaulospora colombiana, 1505 nucleotides long. NCBI's taxonomy places the organism in Eukaryota, Fungi, Glomeromycota, Glomeromycetes, Diversisporales, Acaulosporaceae. The record is from the annotation of a GenBank genome assembly.
AUGAGAUACCUCUAUCUCAUACCCACUCUCUUUGCAACUCUUUGCAAAGCCGCGACUCUGAAUCACGUCGAUACCCUAGGCUUCUCGGCCAGUGGCUCGAACCUCCAGCUUGGUGGUACUGGGCUUGCUCCUACUAUCCGGCUCGAUAGCAAUGACUGGCCAGGGGUCAUUCGUGCAGCAGGUGACGUUGCUCUCGAUUUCGGACGAGUACUUGGGACGAAUGGAACCGUUCUGCUCACCAACUCCACUUCGUCGUCGACCAGUGCUGCAGUUAUCAUCGCAGGGACGAUCGGCAAGUCGAGCCUUAUCGAUGCCCUCAUCUCGAGUUCCAAAAUCGACGUCUCCGCUAUCAAAGGAAAAUGGGAAUCCUAUUCCUCGCAAGUAGUCUCUCAACCAAUGUCUGGUGUGUCGUCCGCACUCGUCAUCGCGGGUAGUGACAAACGAGGAACUAUAUACGGUCUCUACGACAUCUCCGAACAAAUUGGAGUCUCCCCUUGGUAUUGGUGGGCAGAUGUACCGCCAAAGACGAAGACUGGUGUAUGGGCUCUUCCUGUCACAAAGAUUCAAGGACCUCCAUCAGUGCAAUAUCGAGGAAUCUUUCUGAACGACGAAGCGCCUGCUCUAUCAAACUGGGUGACAGCAAACUAUCCGAAUGGCCAGUACGGUGCGGGAUACAAUGCCAACUUUUAUGCCAAAGUCUUUGAGCUGCUCUUACGCCUUCGAGCCAAUUAUUUGUGGCCAGCUAUGUGGGACAAUAUGUUCUACGUGGACGACAGUACGAGUGGCCCACUUGCCGACAGAUAUGGUAUCGUUAUGGGCACAAGCCAUACAGAACCGAUGGCGCGGGCGACAAAGGAACAGGGCUUAUUCAAUAGCGGUACAUGGGACUGGACCACCAAUAAAGCAAACGUCAAAACCUUUAUGCAACAGGGGGUAACUCGAGCCAAAUCGUGGGAGACGCUUUGGACGUUGGGCAUGCGCGGUGAACACGAUACGGGAAAUCCAAAUAUAACCGCCGCGUCCCUGACGGAAAUAAUCUCGUACCAACAAUCGAUUCUCAAGAGUACCCUAGUCUCGGAGCUUACUUGCAGUCUUCCAGGAAGUCGCCGCGUUUUAUCAGCAAGGGAUGACCGUGCCAGAAAUUACAAGUGGAUCAACACGAUUCAGCUAGUCAAAACAUGGGAGCAGAUGCAUCUUGCAUAUGAACGUCAGGCGCGAAAGAUUUGGAUCGUCAACGUCGGAGAUCUCAAACCUCUGGAAAUUCCCAUCACCCACUUCUUCGAUAUGGCGUACAAUAUGCAGUCUUUCUCGUCCCCUGAUAGCACUGCAAAGUGGUUAAAAGUCUGGGCGGCCGGAGAGUUCAACUCUCGUAUCGCCGACGCAACCGCCGCUGUAAUCACAACCUAUGGAAAGCUGAUCGCUAGGAGGAAAUAUGAACUCCUGAGUACCAGUCCUUUCGCUCUGAGUGUAGGCAACUACGAUGAGGCAGAGACUGUUCUUCGAGA